UUUGAAAUCUCUACAGAUUUCUUUAUCGAUUAAAGUAUAAUUCUUAUGUCACCCAACAGAUAGCGCAAGUCCGAGUUGAAGCGACAUCUAUAGUCGAAUUCCUUAAGCUAUUGACAUACCAUAACAUAACCUAUACCUAUACUUUUUUCAUAAUUUUUAAAGGAUAAUAUAUUUUCUCAUAAUUUACUACAAAACAGCUUUAGCAUUAGAUUAUGACCGGUGUUGUUUGUGAUACGUUAACAAACUUAACUAUCAAACACAUAAUCCAUAACUUGCAAGAAUUCUCAGAUUCAAACUAUGAUUCGCUCAGAUUUUUGCCCCCAGAGGUAAAAAAUAAACUGUUAAAGGCAUGUACAGUCUCACCAUUCUACCUGAAUAGAGGAAGAGGAAAUCUGAAGCAUAUUUUAUCAGCCUUACUGAAUUCUCAAACUAUUGCUGCUGAUAUAACAUCCAUAAAUGUUGAUGACAAUGUUCUACAAACUCUUGUACUAGCGAAAAAUCUUCAAAAAUUACAUCUAAAACCUGAUGAAAACUGCAUAUCAACAGAAGGAUUCUUAAACUUAUUUCCAUACUUGCACAGGCUAUGUGAUCUUAGUUUAAGAAAUUCAAGUGCAGUUGAGGACAAUGUACUAAGAUGCUUAGCAAACAAUUGUCCAAAUCUCACAUUAUUAGACUUUGGUGGUUGUAGAAAUAUUACAGAUGAUGGCAUUAAGAGUAUAUCUAAGCUUCAAAACAUUACAUGUUUAACAGUUUCUUAUUCACAGAUGAGUGAUAGAGGCAUUUCCUACUUAGUCAAUAGUAGUAAUGGCAAUACCUUAAAAGAAUUACAAAUUCAUAACUGUGCUAAUAUCACAGAAGAUGGGUUAAAAGAGAUUGCUAACUACUGUCCUAAUAUUGAAAUCCUAGUAUUUCAUAACUGUAGUGCAACAUAUCUAAAUAUUUCUCAAACGCUGCAGGAUUUGGAUCUUAAAAAACUGAAACAGAUUAAUUACACAAUUUCAUGGGAUUCAAUCAUACCAGAGAAAGAAGAAUGCGUUCAAAAAAUCCGCAAUAAUUUUUGAACGACCAUACCGCCGGAUUUUUAAAAAUAAAUAAAUCCAAGUUGCAAUAGAUUACAAUUAUAUUUAAACAUAGAAUAUAAACUGACAAAACCGUAUUUCUUCUAUAUUUCGUUUUUAUAGAUUUUUAAUUAGCUUAUUGUGAAUAACAGACAUAACAUAGACAUCUAUAAAUAAUAAAAUUGUAUUCUCCUCCAAGGACCUUGCAUUUUUUACUUUUCUCUGUGUCAUUCUUGUGAGAGCCCAUAAUAAAUUCAGCGCAAAGCACUUUUAAGGCGGAGUUCACACUGUAUUUAAGAUAGUAAAAUUUUGAAUUUCAAACACCCGCGAAAAGUGUGCUUUACAGCUUUAUGAGAAAAGGAGUUAUUCAUAAAAAUAUGUAAAUGGUUCUCCAGCUGAUUAGCUUCUAGUGCUAUACUCGACAGAUUACACGAUUUAGUUUAGUUUCAAAAGGAAAUUGUCAGUUUGAAAUUCAAUUUUUUACUGACUUCGAAUAUCCUGCGUGCCACCCAUAAAUUCGGAAGUAUUGUAACUGUUCUUGCCAGAGUGUAAGUUAAGGUACCGGAAGGGCAGCGUUCCGGUUCAGCAACGACAACUUCAUGAAAUGCCAGCUUAAACUCAAGAAAGGUGACAUAAAUGACAUUAUUUAAUUUUUCAACUAGGAACAGUCGAGGUUCGAGUGUUACAGAAUUCCAACCAUAAUUCUCUUUGCGAUAGAUUAAAAAUUAAUUAUACAAAUGUGAGUAUCACAAAGAGAGUUCAAUUUCUGCCACAAUAUACUGCGGGUAGAUAAAUGUAAAAUCAAUGAAAAUAAUCGCAUCAAAAACCCUAUUCAUGUGGAUUGAAAUGUCUAUAACCAUUUUUUUUUCAUCU
Molecule: messenger RNA, 1931 nt
Organism: Acanthoscelides obtectus
Lineage: Eukaryota; Metazoa; Arthropoda; Insecta; Coleoptera; Chrysomelidae
Source: the annotation of a GenBank genome assembly